AUGCUGUCACUCACACUUUUCAAGAGGACAUUUUGCAAGCAAGAUUGCUACGCAUUUUUUCUCGUGGAAAGAGUGAUUUUAAACUAUUUUCUAGUGCGAAAAACAUAUUUAAUUGAGUGAAAAUGUCUUCCGGGGACUCUAAGGCACCCGUGCGGACGGUAAAACGGGUGCAAUUUGGCAUCCUGGCGCCAGAUGAAAUUCGCCGGAUGUCAUGCACCGAAGGUGGAGUACAGUUCCCCGAGACUAUGGAGGGUGGACGCCCAAAGUUGGGUGGUUUGAUGGAUCCCCGACAGGGUGUAAUUGAUAGAAAUUCCCGCUGUCAAACCUGCGCUGGGAACAUGACAGAGUGUCCGGGACACUUUGGGCAUAUAGACCUGGCCAAGCCUGUCUUUCACAUUGGAUUCUUCACCAAGACCAUCAAAACGCUGAGAUGCGUGUGUUUUUACUGCUCAAAAUUGCUGGUGAGUCCAAAUAAUCCCAAAAUCAAGGAGAUUGUUAUGAAAUCCAAGGGACAGCCAAGGAAGAGGUUGGCUUACGUGUAUGAAUUGUGUCGGGGUAAGACAAUUUGUGAAGGAGGAGAAGAUAUGGAUGUGGGGAAGGAGAAUAUACAGUUGCCAGAUGCCAAUAAGAAGGCAGGACAUGGUGGUUGUGGACACUAUCAGCCGGCCAUAAAGAAGACAGGAUUGGAAUUGAUUGCUGAGUGGAAGCAUGUCAAUGAAGAUUCGCAGGAAAAGAAGAUUUCUGUGUCAGCUGAGAGAGUUUGGGAAAUUCUAAAGCAUAUCACCGAUGAGGAAUGUUUUAUUCUGGGCAUGGAUCCCAAAUAUGCUCGUCCUGAUUGGAUGAUUGUCACUGUUUUGCCAGUUCCACCACUCUCAGUUCGUCCGGCUGUUGUGAUGUUUGGAGCUGCUAAGAAUCAGGAUGAUUUAACGCAUAAACUUGCUGAUGUCAUAAAGGCAAACAAUGAACUGAAGAAAAAUGAAUCUUCAGGUGCAGCUGCUCAUGUUAUUGCUGAAAAUAUCAAAAUGCUACAAUUCCAUGUGGCCACUUUUGUGGACAAUGAAAUUCCUGGAAUGCCCAGAGCCAUGCAAAAGUCCGGAAAGCCCCUAAAAGCCAUUAAGGCGAGAUUGAAGGGGAAAGAGGGCAGAAUCAGAGGAAAUCUCAUGGGGAAACGUGUGGAUUUCUCAGCUAGAACUGUCAUCACACCAGAUCCCAAUUUGCGUAUCGAUCAGGUGGGAGUUCCACGUUCCAUCGCCCAGAAUCUCACCUUUCCGGAACUUGUGACACCUUUCAAUAUCGACAGGAUGCAAGAGUUGGUCCGCAGGGGCAACUCACAGUAUCCAGGGGCAAAGUACAUUGUCAGGGACAAUGGCGAGAGGAUUGAUUUACGUUUCCAUCCGAAGCCCAGUGAUCUCCAUCUGCAGUGUGGCUACAAAGUCGAGAGGCACUUGAGGGACGAUGAUUUAGUGAUUUUCAAUCGUCAGCCGACACUCCACAAAAUGAGUAUGAUGGGGCAUAGGGUAAAGGUGCUUCCAUGGUCGACGUUCCGGAUGAAUUUGAGUUGCACAUCUCCUUACAACGCUGAUUUUGACGGAGAUGAAAUGAAUCUUCACGUGCCACAAUCAAUGGAAACUAGAGCCGAGGUGGAGAACAUUCACAUAACGCCACGUCAAAUUAUCACACCACAGGCUAAUAAGCCCGUAAUGGGCAUUGUCCAGGACACUUUGACGGCCGUCCGGAAGAUGACAAAGCGUGAUGUAUUUAUUGAGAAGGAACAAAUGAUGAAUCUUCUGAUGUGGCUACCAACUUGGGAUGGAAAAAUGCCACAGCCAUGUAUUCUGAAGCCCAAGCCACUUUGGUCAGGGAAGCAGCUGUUUUCUCUGAUUAUUCCGGGCAAUGUCAAUAUGAUCCGAACCCAUUCAACACAUCCCGAUGAGGAGGAUGAUGGUCCAUAUAAAUGGAUUUCUCCUGGAGAUACCAAAGUCAUGGUCGAGCAUGGUGAUCUGAUUAUGGGGAUUCUGUGCAAGAAAACUCUGGGAACAUCAGCAGGAUCUCUGUUGCAUAUUUGUUUCUUGGAAUUGGGUCAUGAUAUUGCUGGGAGAUUUUACGGAAAUAUCCAGACAGUGGUGAAUAAUUGGUUGCUCCUGGAGGGUCAUAGUAUUGGUAUUGGUGACACAAUUGCCGAUCCACAGACCUACCAAGAGAUUCAGAGGGCCAUCAGGAAGGCCAAAGAGGAUGUGAUAGGGGUGAUUCAGAAGGCGCACAAUAUGGAAUUGGAACCAACUCCUGGAAAUACUCUGAGGCAGACUUUUGAGAAUCAAGUGAAUCGUAUCCUCAAUGAUGCUCGUGACAAAACUGGAGGUUCAGCUAAGAAAUCCUUGACAGAGUACAACAACUUGAAGGCUAUGGUGGUGUCAGGAUCAAAGGGAUCAAAUAUCAAUAUUUCCCAGGUUAUUGCCUGUGUAGGUCAGCAAAACGUAGAAGGAAAGCGUAUUCCAUUUGGUUUCCGUAAGAGAACAUUGCCGCAUUUCAUCAAGGAUGAUUACGGUCCGGAGUCUAGAGGAUUCGUGGAGAAUUCCUAUCUAGCCGGUCUUACUCCAUCGGAAUUCUACUUUCACGCCAUGGGAGGACGUGAGGGAUUGAUUGAUACAGCUGUGAAAACAGCAGAAACUGGAUAUAUCCAGCGACGUUUGAUCAAAGCUAUGGAGUCCGUGAUGGUUCAUUAUGAUGGCACCGUGAGGAAUUCCGUAGGGCAACUCAUUCAGUUGAGAUACGGUGAAGACGGACUUUGCGGAGAAACUGUAGAAUUUCAGAAUCUCCCAACGGUUAAGUUGUCAAACAAGGCUUUUGAAAAACGCUUCAAAUUUGAUCCGUCAAAUGAGAGAUACCUGAGGAAGAUCUUCAAUGAGAAUGUAAUCAAAGAAUUGACUGAAUCUGGUUUUGUAAUCCAAGAAUUGGAAUCCGAAUGGGAGCAAUUGAGUAGGGAUCGUGAGAUGUUGCGUCAGAUUUUCCCAAGUGGUGAAAGUAAGGUUGUCCUUCCGUGCAAUUUGCAGCGAAUGAUUUGGAAUGUCCAGAAGAUUUUCCACAUUAACAAACGUGUACCAACGGAUUUGAGUCCGUUGAAGGUGAUGCAGGGUGUGAAGGAAUUGCUGCAGAAGUGCAUAAUUGUGGCGGGAAAUGAUAAGAUAUCCAAGCAGGCAAAUGAAAAUGCUACAUUGCUGUUUCAAUGUUUGGUACGUUCGACACUGUGUACAAAGUACGUUGCGGAGGAAUUCCGAUUGACUGGUGAGGCCUUUGAUUGGUUGAUUGGAGAGAUUGAGACACGUUUUCAGCAGGCUCAGGUGAGUCCUGGAGAAAUGGUGGGUGCUCUGGCUGCACAGUCUUUGGGUGAACCAGCCACUCAAAUGACCCUGAAUACUUUCCACUUUGCUGGAGUAUCUUCGAAAAAUGUGACACUUGGAGUGCCUCGUCUUAAGGAGAUUAUCAAUAUCUCCAAGCGUCCCAAGGCACCGUCUUUGACGGUGUUUCUCACGGGUGGAGCUGCCAGGGAUGCAGAGAAAGCGAAAAAUGUUCUGUGCCGUCUGGAACAUACGACUCUGAGGAAGGUGACGGCCAAUACAGCCAUCUAUUAUGAUCCUGAUCCUCAGCGUACAGUCAUUGCGGAGGAUCAGGAGUUUGUCAAUGUGUACUAUGAGAUGCCUGAUUUUGAUCCAACGCGCAUCUCACCCUGGUUGCUGCGUAUUGAACUGGAUCGGAAGCGUAUGACGGAUAAGAAAUUGACCAUGGAACAGAUUGCUGAGAAAAUUAAUGCUGGCUUUGGGGAUGAUCUCAAUUGUAUCUUCAAUGAUGACAAUGCAGACAAACUCGUUCUCAGAAUUCGAAUUAUGAAUAGCGAUGACAACAAGUUCCAGGACAAUGAAGAGGAUACUGUGGAUAAGAUGGAGGAUGAUAUGUUCCUGAGGUGUAUUGAGGCCAAUAUGUUGUCGGACAUGACGCUGCAGGGCAUUGAGGCAAUCGGGAAAGUGUAUAUGCAUCUGCCUCAGACGGACAGUAAGAAGAGGAUUGUUAUCACGGAAACUGGAGAAUUUAAAGCAAUUGGAGAGUGGCUUCUGGAAACAGAUGGUACAUCCAUGAUGAAAGUGCUGAGUGAGAGGGAUGUAGAUCCAGUAAGAACCUACAGCAACGACAUCUGCGAGAUCUUCCAGGUCCUGGGAAUUGAAGCUGUGCGAAAGUCAGUGGAGAAAGAAAUGAAUGCUGUGCUUCAGUUCUACGGUCUCUACGUCAACUAUCGCCAUUUGGCGUUGCUUUGUGACGUUAUGACGGCAAAGGGUCAUUUGAUGGCCAUCACUCGUCAUGGAAUCAAUCGUCAGGACACAGGAGCCCUUAUGAGGUGUUCCUUCGAGGAGACCGUGGACGUUCUGAUGGACGCAGCAGCUCAUGCCGAAGUGGAUCCCAUGCGUGGAGUCUCAGAGAAUAUUAUAAUGGGUCAAUUGCCGAAGAUGGGCACUGGAUGUUUUGAUUUGCUCCUGGAUUCGGAUAAAUGCAAAUUGGGCGUGGAGAUUCCUACGACAAUGGGACCUUCGAUGAUUGGAGGAACUGGGAUGUUCUUUGGAGCUGGUGCUACGCCAAGUAUGAGUCCUCCAAUGACACCUUGGCAGCAAUCAGCGACUCCGGGGUAUGGAGAAUGGUCUCCAGCUGGAGUGAGUGGAAUGACUCCCGGUGGACCAAGUUUUUCACCGUCUGGAGCUUCAGAUGUGAGCGGUAUGUCACCGAGUUGGUCACCAAAUCCUGGAUCACCAGCAUCACCAGGUAUCACAAUGUCUCCGUAUUUUGCUCAGUCACCAGGAGCCUCUUCACCUUGCUACUCACCAUCGAGUCCCAGCUACGGAGCUACAUCACCAAGUGCAGCUUCAUCACCAAAUUAUUCACCCACGAGUCCCAAUUAUUCUCCCACGAGUCCUAUGUACUCACCCACGAGUCCUCAGUACUCCCCAACGAGUCCCAAUUACAAUCCAGCAUCGCCAAAUUAUUCACCAACAAGUCCAGGAUUUUCACCGGCUAGUCCAAUGUAUUCACCGACAAAUAGCAAUUUUGCCAGUCAGCAGACGGGAUACUCACCUGGAAGUCCGGCAUAUUCGAUGAUGAGCCCCUAUUCGCCCACGAGUCCGAGUUAUUCACCAACAAGUCCGGCCUAUUCUCCCACUUCUCCUUCAUACUCCCCAUCGAGUCCUGGGUAUUCGCCCACUUCUCCGAGUUACUCACCAACAUCACCGAGUUACUCACCUUCUUCGCCAAAUUACACCCCAACAACUCCCUCCUAUUCCCCAUCUUCACCACAUUUUUCCCCAACUUCUCCCAGCUACUCUCCGUCAUCGCCCAAGUACUCCCCGACAUCUCCUUCAUACUCCCCAACUUCGCCCAGCUACUCUCCGGCGAGCCCUUCCUAUGGGGGAAGUCCACAGUACACACCUGGAUCACCACAGUACUCCCCAACAUCUCCCAAGUACUCACCUACAUCUCCGAGUUACUCACCAUCCUCGCCACAACACUCCCCAAGCAGCAGAUACAGCCCAAGCUCACCCAAUUAUUCACCCACUAGCCCUAGGUACUCACCCAAUAUCAGUACCUAUUCGCCCAGCAGCACCAAGUACUCUCCCACGAGUCCGGCAUUUACACCAUCAUCGCCGGCUUCACCCACUUAUUCGCCCUCAUCGCCGGCAUACUCGCCGACAGCACCACAGGGUUACUCACCAACUAGUCCUACCUACUCUCCCAGCAGCCCAGCCUUCGAGGAGCAGGAUGACUAAGAUUUCUAUUCUGUUAAGAACUUUACUGCACGGACAGCAGUUACUUUUCAUUAUUCAAUUCCAUUUAAUGAUGAUUGCUUUUUUCAAUUAGAUUUUUCACUUCAAUAAAUUGACAAUUUCAUCGUUAUAGUAAGUUUUUCUUGGAAUAAAAUAUAACUUGAAUUUAUAAAUACAAAUCUUGCAUUACUAAAUAAAAAUUAUUGAUAUAUUGUA
Molecule: messenger RNA, 6017 nt
Organism: Phlebotomus papatasi
Lineage: Eukaryota; Metazoa; Arthropoda; Insecta; Diptera; Psychodidae
Gene: RpII215
Product: DNA-directed RNA polymerase II subunit RPB1
Exons: 6
Coding region: 123-5804 (1893 amino acids)
Biological process (GO): transcription by RNA polymerase II
Cellular component (GO): RNA polymerase II, core complex
Molecular function (GO): DNA binding
Source: RefSeq, a predicted model, not a curated record